AUGUUUUCUCUGGGUCUAAAGAGAUUGGGUGUAAGCAGGCGCAGGUCAUUGCUGAGAGAUUCCGGGCAUCUUUCGGCGAAUUUGAAUGGGCCAUUCAAAAGACCACACUCCAAGAGAUGUGAAGUGAAACAUGUCGUGAGAGAGCGUCACCAGAACUACCUGAAUGACGCGGAGAUUGUGCAAGUGGAUGUGGAUGAGGAUGCGAUCAGAGGUGGUGAGGCGGGUUUUGGUGGUGGGUUUAUGGGGUCUCCCCAAUGGUUCGGUACGCCAAUACCAAAAGCUACAGGUCGAAAAGAGCCACUGGUGAUACCUUCUAUUCUUCCACUAAAAUGCUUGACCAUGUCCACCGCCUCGGCCAUCAGUCUCCAUGAGGUCAACCGUAGUCCUCCCCUCAAAACUACAUGUCCCGCCAUUGCUGAGUCUUUGAGUAAAGCUCUAUAUUCAUCUGCUUUUUUCGGUAACCUUUUUAUCUUUCUAUGCUAUCCUAUUCUGGUCUCAAGUUCCAUGACCGAACCUGCGUACCUAUUGAUUCCGAGGUCCGACAGCCACGUUGGUCCAUGUACGUCACUCAUCUGUCUGCCGGUCGUAGGUGAAGGAUUUACACGGAUUGUGUCGGGUCACUUGAACGGAUGGAUUGUUAUGUGGAUCUUCGAAAAACGCAGACCAGCCAUUCAGUGGAUUGGGCACCCAGACACUCAUGUGACUUGCCUUCACUUUUGGCCUGAUGAGAUUCUCAUCUCCCAGGGGCGGGAUGGCUACAUCCGGUUUUGGACAAUACCACCGGAAACUUAUGCUGGAAAGCUGUACGGUUCUUUACUCCUUUUUCUAAUUAUAUUUUAG
Molecule: messenger RNA, 840 nt
Organism: Opisthorchis viverrini
Lineage: Eukaryota; Metazoa; Platyhelminthes; Trematoda; Opisthorchiida; Opisthorchiidae
Exons: 5
Coding region: 1-840 (279 amino acids)
Molecular function (GO): protein binding
Source: RefSeq, a predicted model, not a curated record